Talaromyces amestolkiae is the source of this 1515-nucleotide messenger RNA. RefSeq lists its product as uncharacterized. The record is from RefSeq and is a predicted model, not a curated record. Bases 1 to 1515 code for a protein of 504 amino acids. Gene Ontology annotation, biological process: carbohydrate transport; transmembrane transport. NCBI's taxonomy places the organism in Eukaryota, Fungi, Ascomycota, Eurotiomycetes, Eurotiales, Trichocomaceae. Gene Ontology annotation, cellular component: membrane. Gene Ontology annotation, molecular function: carbohydrate:proton symporter activity. The transcript is spliced from 5 exons.
AUGUUUGACAUUAAUCCAUAUUAUAUUUUCACGGUCCUUGUCAUCGCAUCUGGUGGCAUCCCUAAAGGCUACGAUGAAGGUGGAUUCAGUGCAUCUAUCAGUUUGACUUCGUUCAAGCACGAUUUUGGACUAUCAGCCUCUCUUUGGAAGAACAACGAAUCGGGUCUUGCAAGCCGCACCGCAAAUAUCUCCUCAUUCGGGGUUCUGGGAGCAGCAUUACUACGCAGCUGGCAACUCUUCGUUGCUCUCUGGGGAAGUGGAGUCCUCAUGCAAAUAUUCUCAUCAGGAAUCAUUGGGUUCAUGCUUUUCGCCAGAAUAUGGGGAGGACUUGGUGCCGGCGGUCUCACUGUCGUUGCGCCGCUCUAUCUCUCGGAGUGCGCGCCUGCUAAGUCGCGGGGAAUGAUCGUCAGUAUCUAUAUGGUUCUUUUACUUUCGGCUCUUACACUUGGUUUCUUCAUAAACUAUGCCGCAAGCGUAACGAUGCAGGCUCACGCUACCCAAUAUCGACUCGUACAGAGCAUUCCCCUUAUCCCUGUCGGCAUCGCUCUUAUUUGUUCCUUCUUCUUGUCCGAUACACCUCGCUGGCUAGCUUCGAAAGACCGAGGUGAUGAAGCACUGCAGGCUCUUGCUCAACUCCGCCGUUCGGUCAAGAAUGACUAUCGCCUCUCGGAUGAAUACAGAGAAAUACAAGAACAGAUUCGAAUGAAACGUCAAAACCUGGAAGGCGUUCCAGUUUGGACCAUCAUCAAGGAAAUUGCUACAAUCUCAACUUAUCGCAAACGGUUUCUGCUUGGUGUGACCAUGCAAACCGUUGCUCAAUGGAGCGGCGGAAAUGGUAUCACAUACUAUAUCCCUCAGAUUUUUACCUAUGCAGGAGUGGUCGGCAACAAUACCUCUUUGAUUACCUCAGGGGCAUAUGGGGUAGUCAAAUUGGUUUUCACGCUUGUUUUUACAUGGGGGCUCGUCGAUGUGUUUGGACGCCGUCGUUGCAUGCUCACCGGUCUCGCUCUGCAGUGCAUUACUCACGUUUACAUGACCAUUUACAUGUCACUAUUCCUCCAGUCAGGAAAUAGGUCAGCCUCUGACGCAGCUAUUGCCUCAGUAUUCAUUUACGCUGUCGGAUGGUCUAUCGGUCUCUGUACAGUUCAGUAUCUCUACGGUACUGAAAUCUAUCCGACACGCAUUCGAAGUGUGUGCUAUGCCACUAAUAUGGCACUUCACUGGUUCUUCCAAUUUGCUGUGGUCCGCGUCACACCAAACAUGUUUGUCAGCUUGAAUAUUUGGGGGGCGUAUGUCUUCUGGGCCGUGGUGUGUGCUCUUGGCUUCCUUUUGCUUGGUAUUUGGGCUCCUGAGACUAAAGGAGUUCCAAUGGAAAUGAUGGAAGAAUUAUUCGCCGGUCACUGGUGGAUGGGCUGGAAGGCUCAUGUAGACUUGACUCGGUGGAUGACAGAAGAUAGGAUUCUAGAGGAAAAAGAGAGUAAGAAUGUUGGCGCAACAGAGUUACAGAGAGUUUAG